GAGUUCCUGUAUGGUUAUUUUUCCUCUGCUGCUGUGCCAACGAUGAUGAGCACGCAACUGGCAGAUUGACCUCAGAGACAAGCCUGGCCAACGGCGUUUCUUCCGUUCUCCAACCUUGCUGUUGAGCCAUCCAGUAGGUGGAAUGUUCCGAUGGACCUCCCCCGUGUAUCUACCCGUGCCUCCUUGCAUAAAAAGUUAACGCCCCACCUAUAUCUCCCUCACCUAUUAGCCCUCCUUCUGUUCUCUUGAACUUUCAUAGACUGCCUCCACUAUGAUUCCCCACAAUCGUCUCCACAUGCCUUCGAUCUUCUCCCCCGUAUUCCUGAAACCCCCGCGGUCAUACGGCAUCACGGCUUCUUAUGCAACCAUACGAGGCCUUCGACAGCCGUUACCAAAAUCACCUGACGUUGAUGAAAUAGACCCGUCAGAUAAUGAUUUCAUCUUGUCGAUACUACGAGCAAAUCCCUCCUUGCGUGACACCAAGUCAUAUCUUGCUUCCUUUGGACAUCGCGAACCCGAACGCGCAAAAUCUUCAGAUCUGCCUGACAUCGCCACUAUCCUUCCACCUGUUGAUCGGCGAGAAAACGAGUUACCGAAAAUUGCCGCAGAACCGUUAAAAACUAGUCACGUCAUCUCCUCAAUUUUGAAUCCUAUUUAUCGCCGGACCGCUCUUGUUAAACUUCAAGGUCCUUUCACCGACAAACAACUCGAUAGCAUCGCUAGGGGAAUGGUAUAUCUCGAGAAACUGGGCUUGGUCAGUGUCAUGGUCAUCGAACAUGACAAGCUGGCCAGAGGGGAUGAAGGUGAACGAGCUACUAUUAUCGAAGAAACUAUGCGUGUCGUCGGCGUCCUAGAGGCUCAUGGCGCGAAAGCACGCCCGGUAUUAGGCACUGUCGUCCGACUUGGUCCGAUGCCUUGCGGUCAUCAAGAUUCCACUUCUCAUGACGUGCCAUCUCCGGAAGCUCAUGUCUUUCCACCUGAUUUGGUGCCAAUCCGUUCGUCCCUCCGUGCUGGUGAAAUUCCAGUUCUUCCACCUUUCGCCCUGGAUUCUUUCUGUCGUUCCGUGCGGAUAGAUGCCAAUGACGUGAUCGCCGCCCUCGUACGCGGUAUGGUCCAGGCGGCUGAGCUUGACGGCAGCCUUCAGGGCAGACAGCCUCGUGACCCGCAUGCAGACUACUCAGAAGACAUUAACCUCAUCCCUUUAAGGCUCAUGAUCAUUAAUCGCGAGGGUGGAGUGCCAUCGUAUGCGCGUUCCGGAUACCCCCAUCUUCUUAUAAACCUUUCGUCGGAAUACGACUUCAUCCGAGACACGUUCGAACCUUCCUGGUUGAAGGAGAGACCGUCAGCUCUUUCGAAUUUAGCACUUGCCCGAAUGUGCUUGUCUUACAUGCCACCCACGUCUUCGGCUAUCAUGGUUUCACAUCGUUCCCCCAGCUCUCUCAUAGCAAAUCUUGUUACGAACAAACCAGCUGUUUCAUCCAGCCUACCUCACGCCCUACUGCAAGGCAACCGAAAACUCACGCCUGAAACCCCAACCCUAAUACGUCGUGGUCAGCCCAUACAAGUCAUCCGCAAUCUUGCUAAUGUCAAUAGGAAAAAACUUACUCAUCUCCUGGAAACUUCAUUCGGGCGGACGCUGGAUGUAGCACCAUUCUACACACGCCUGGAGAAGUACCUCGACUUCGUCAUCGUAGCUGGAGAUUAUGUUGGAGCAGCCAUCGUUACGAACGAGCCUGGUCCUGGUCAAGGUUUUCCGCCAAUAUCCUACCUGGACAAGUUCGCCGUUUUACCGAGCCAUCAGGGGGAUGGCACAGUAGAUUUCCUAUGGGUUGCUCUGCACGAUGAGACUUAUGGUCUGGGACACCCAUUCUCCGUUAAUCCCAAUGGCGGAAAGCAAGGCAAAGGCGAAGGUCGGGAUUUAGUUUGGCGCAGCCGUGCGGAUAACAAAAUCAAUAAGUGGUACUUUGAUCGAAGCUCCGGACACAUACGCUUGGGUUCCUGGGUCCUUUUUUGGUGUGACGCCGAGAAGAGACUUAAGCGGGAGGAAAGUCAACGUGCUGACUCCGGGUUGUCAUACGUUGAAAGCUGGGAAGCUGAGAGGUUAGAACAGUGGGCAGACGUUGUCACCAAACUCCCAUCUGCAUGGAAAUAACAUGGGUAUAUUUCUGGCUGAUUUCUGGUAUAGUGUAUCUAUCGAGUGGGUAGAGUAAUGUGUAUACCAGGGGUGAUGCCACUGUCCCAUCCAGUACAGCUGUACCCGGGUUCCACUCCGCAUUUC
Molecule: messenger RNA, 2278 nt
Organism: Pisolithus orientalis
Lineage: Eukaryota; Fungi; Basidiomycota; Agaricomycetes; Boletales; Pisolithaceae
Product: mitochondrial amino-acid acetyltransferase
Exons: 3
Coding region: 272-2152 (626 amino acids)
Biological process (GO): L-arginine biosynthetic process
Cellular component (GO): mitochondrial matrix
Molecular function (GO): arginine binding; L-glutamate N-acetyltransferase activity, acting on acetyl-CoA as donor
Source: RefSeq, a predicted model, not a curated record